AUGUGCACUGGAUCUUUGGAUAAGUUUAUAUAUACUCAAGAAUCUUCGAGUACAAAUUGCAAUUUGGAGUGGAACAAACUUUAUCAAAUCGCAGUCGGCAUUGCUAGAGGACUAGAAUAUUUACACAGAGGUUGUAACACAAGAAUCGUGCAUUUUGACAUAAAACCUCACAACAUUCUUUUAGACAAAGACUUUUGCCCAAAAAUAUCUGACUUCGGGCUUGCGAAACAAUCCAACCAAAAGGAGAGUAUCAUAUCAAUGUUGAACGCAAGAGGAACUGUAGGAUAUAUUGCACCAGAAGUGAUUUGUAGAAACUUUGGAGGAGUCUCUCACAAGUCUGAUAUUUACAGUUACGGAAUGAUGAUUCUAGAAAUAGUUGGAGCAAGAAAGAACAUUAAUGUUAGGAUAUCUCAAACAAGUGAAGUAUAUUUUCCAGAUGCUAUUUAUAACCUUGUUGAACCGAGUAAUGAUUUUAAACUUCCAGGUGUUGUCACUGAAGAGGAAAAAGAGACGGCAAAAAAGAUGAUAUUAGUGAGCUUGUGGUGCAUUCAAACGAAUCCAUCUGAUAGACCAUCAAUCACGAAAGUUAUCGAGAUGUUGGAAGGUAGGCCAGAAAACUUGCAAAUUCCACCAAAACCUUAUUGGUCUUCUCCGCCAAGAUCCCCUAAACAUUCUUUCCCGGCAUCUUCAUCAACACAACUUGCAUCAGAGGAAGAACCGCUCAAAGAUCAGAGUGAUAUGUAA
Pistacia vera is the source of this 744-nucleotide messenger RNA. RefSeq names its product PR5-like receptor kinase. The transcript has a single exon. Gene Ontology annotation, biological process: protein phosphorylation. Bases 1 to 744 code for a protein of 247 amino acids. The record is from RefSeq and is a predicted model, not a curated record. NCBI's taxonomy places the organism in Eukaryota, Viridiplantae, Streptophyta, Magnoliopsida, Sapindales, Anacardiaceae. Gene Ontology annotation, molecular function: ATP binding; protein kinase activity.